Messenger RNA from Saxophila tyrrhenica, 687 nucleotides. RefSeq lists its product as uncharacterized. The record is from RefSeq and is a predicted model, not a curated record. Lineage: Eukaryota; Fungi; Ascomycota; Dothideomycetes; Mycosphaerellales; Extremaceae. The transcript has 2 exons. The coding region runs from base 1 to 687 and encodes 228 amino acids.
AUGGAUAACCCAAAGAUCGUCCAGCUCAUCACCGAUGGAGACGUAAUGCUGGUUUGCGGCGGCGAAGAUGAAGAGUUCGUUUACCUCGUUGUCGUCUUCUCAUUGGAGAUCACUGACCAGAGCGACAGGACAAAGCUCCAGGUGCGGUCAAGCGUCCUCACCGUGAGCUCGAAAGUCUUCAAAGCCCUCCUAUCGCCACAGUUCAAAGAAGGCGCUGAGCUGGCUGGCGCUGGCAGCGUAGAGAUCGCGCUCCCCGAGGACGAUCCAGAAGCCAUGGCGAUCAUGUGCAAAGUCCUCCAUCUCUGGGGACGGAACGAUAUCGAACCGCGGUCCUUGACUACUGAACAGCUGCUCAACGUAGCUGUGCCCCCGGACAAGUAUGGUUGCACCCGCGCCAUGAGGCGUGCAGCAGAACAGUGGAUCAAACAACUCGAGAAGGUGGUAGAUCACACCAAGCUUCAUUCGUUGAUCGCAGCGUGCUUCUACUUCGACCACGAGCCGAUGUGGCGCCUUGUCAGCAGAGCGUUCGUGUUUGAGAGCACCGAGGCAAGAGACCUCCAGCCUUUAGAUGAAUUUCAGUACCCACAAGAACUGGAUGAUCUAUGCGCGGAGAACUACCGCGCUCAAGGACACGCAAACGGUUCUGGAGACCUUCCAGGUCAAGAUGACCUGUGCAAGCUGUCCUAA